Molecule: messenger RNA, 369 nt
Organism: Phycomyces blakesleeanus NRRL 1555(-)
Lineage: Eukaryota; Fungi; Mucoromycota; Mucoromycetes; Mucorales; Phycomycetaceae
Exons: 4
Coding region: 1-369 (122 amino acids)
Source: RefSeq, a predicted model, not a curated record
AUGAUUAGGAGUAGACAAUCAAAACAGUACGUUUGUUUUAUUAUUAUUCACCGGCCAAUAAUAUUGGUUCAUUAUUUAAGGCUUCCAACAUGGACAGCUUUGACAGCCUAUGGCACCCUUUACGUGAAUCCUGAUUGUAUCAGAGCCUUGGUCAGUAAAAACCAUGAUUCUCUUGAAUAUAUUGUUGGUAAUCAGUUUCGAGAAACUGGAAAAAAUUGGUAUUUGACUAGAGUUGUACCGGAACACUUGGUGGUCAAGCGACUUAGAAAAGAAAACAGAGGAAAUAGAGUGGAUGUGUGGAGAGCCGAGAAACCCACGACAUCGCGUAUACUAAACAAGCAUUCGCAAAGUUUCUGGCUCGAAUCAUAA